CGUGGUGACGUAAAUAGUUACCAUGGAGUUGCGCUGAGUAACCGUGAGAUAGUGGACUCGGAGGCUGGAGGGGAAGCAACUGCGGGGGGGUAUUUCCAUUUUAACAGGGAACAAUCCCUGAACCCAAAGGAAUGAAUCCCUAAUGGUGGAGUUUCAGGCAUCAGUGACAGGCUGAACCCGGAUUCCCAGGGCCCAUGCUUACACCUGACAAACGAUGGCCUGAGCUAUGAACAAACGGAACUAUAUGAACACUUCGGUGCAAGAGCCCCCUCUUGACUACUCCUUCCGAAGCAUCCACGUGACCCAAGAUCUGUUAAGCGAGGAGCCCCGGACAGGGCUACGACCAGUAAGGCACGCAAGGUCGGGGAAGUCAAUGACCCAGUCCCUGCGGUUAAACAACAAUGUCCUCACUGACCUGAGAGACUUCAACCAUGCGGUUUCACAGCUCCUGGAGCAUCCAGAGAACCUGGCCUGGAUCGACCUGUCCUUCAAUGACCUCACUUCCAUUGAUCCUGUCCUGACAACUUUCUUCAACCUGAGUGUCCUCUAUCUCCAUGGCAACAGCAUCCAGCGCCUUGGAGAAGUGAACAAGCUGGCUGUCCUCCCUCGGCUCCGGAGCCUGACCCUGCAUGGGAACCCCAUUGAAGAGGAGAAGGGGUAUAGGCAAUAUGUGCUGUGCACCCUGCCCCAUAUCACCACGUUCGACUUCAGUGGGGUCACCAAAGCAGACCGCACAACGGCUGAAGUGUGGAAACGCAUGAACAUCAAGCCAAAGAAGGUCCGGAUCAAGCACAACGCACUCAGGCGGAGAGGGUGGGGCAAGGGGUGGCUCACCUGCUGCAAGUCGGAGAGGGGGACGGGCUCGCUGGCCAGCACUUGGUGGGGCUGGCUGGUGAGAGACGGCAGCGGCGGCAGCUUCUUCCAAUGGGUCAGGCUGCUGCUCAGCACAGCCAAACGGCAGCACCCCAUGGCGGGGGUCGGGCCGGGCGCUCAGGCCGCGCCGAGGAGGGACGGCGUCCGUCACGAGCCCUUCCGGUCACAUGACCGGCGCCAGCAUCCAGCAAGUAACCCCCGCCCCUGUGCCUACCCCUUCCCGGAGCGGCUUCGCCGCCGCGGCUGCCGCCGGAACCCAAGCUUCCGGCCCCGCCCCUACCACGUGAUCAUAGCCAACCAAUGGGAGGGCACACCCUGCGUGACAGGCCGACUCCCCCUCCUGUCCUAUGCGCUGAUCUUCCCAAGCAGGAGCGUCCAGCCCAGGGCCCAGGUAGGGACCAUGUCCCCUGCCAUCGCGCUGGCCUUCCUGCCCCUGGUGGUAACAUUGUUGGUGAGGUACCGGCAUUACUUCCGACUGCUGGUUCGCACAGUCUUGCUCCGGAGCCUCCGAGAUUGCCUGUCAGGGCUGCGGAUGGAGGAGCGGGCCUUCAGCUAUGUGCUCACCCACGCCCUGCCUGGAGACCCUGGUCACAUCCUCACCACCCUGGACCACUGGAGCAGCCAUUGCGAGUACCUGAGCCACAUGGGGCCUGCCAAAGGUCAGAUCCUGAUGCGGCUGGUGGAGGAGAAGGCUCCUGCCUGUGCACUGGAGCUGGGCACCUACUGCGGGUACUCCACACUGCUUAUUGCCCGUGCUUUGCCCCCUGGGGGUCGCCUUCUCACCGUGGAGCGGGAUCCACGCACGGCAGCAGUGGCUGAAAAACUCAUCCGCCUGGCUGGCUUUGACGAGCACACGGUGGAGCUCAUCGUGGGGAGAUCAGAGGAGGUGAUCCCACGUCUAAGAACCCAGUACCAGCUGAGUCGGGCUGACCUGGUGCUCCUGGCGCACCGGCCCCGAUGUUACCUGCGGGACCUGCAGCUGCUGGAAGGCCAUGCCCUGCUGCCAGCUGGUGCCACUGUGUUAGCUGACCAUGUGCUCUUCCCUGGUGCACCCCGCUUCCUGCAGUAUGCCAAGAGUUGUGGCCGCUACCGUUGCCGCCUCCACCACACUGGCCUCCCUGACUUCCCUGCCAUCAAGGAUGGCAUAGCCCAGCUCACCUAUGCAGGGCCUGGCUGAGUCCAGGCGCAGGGGUACUUACAGCUGCCUCCCCCCACCCCUCCCCAAGCACAGACCUCAGAAUAUCCCCUCCCCUCCCUUCCCUGCUUGUGGACUGACACAUGCUGGGCUCAGGGCUAGAGGGGCUCUCCUCCCACCUCUGUCCCCUUCUGGCUCCAUGCUAACCUGAGGCCUCAAGUUCUGUCAGGCUGUUUGAUUCCAUCGGUUCCUCUCCUUCUAGUCCAGAGUCAUGGACUGACAGGCAAGAAGCUUGAGCUCCCAACCCAGCCCUGUCACUGAUUUGCUGGGUUACUCCAUGGGAGUCUCUGCCCUGUUCUGAGAUUUAAUCUGUUCUAAUACCAGAGAAGUUGACUAGGAGAGUUCAGGGGCCUCUCAGUUCUGGGCCUCAGAGAACCUGCCCCCCAGCCUCCCCAACCCCAUGCCAUUUCAGGUGGAAUCAAAGGAAGCAGUAAACACUGAGUUAGAGGGCUGGCAGGAAUGGCUGGGUGCAAUCUGGGCCAGAGGAAAUGGCGUGAAGCCUCAGCUCACAGCCAGGGCUACUCUGGCCUGCCUUAGCCCCAGACCACAC
Dama dama (fallow deer) is the source of this 2618-nucleotide messenger RNA. RefSeq lists its product as uncharacterized. The record is from RefSeq and is a predicted model, not a curated record. Lineage: Eukaryota; Metazoa; Chordata; Mammalia; Artiodactyla; Cervidae. The coding region runs from base 227 to 2050 and encodes 607 amino acids. The transcript has 12 exons. Gene Ontology annotation, molecular function: catechol O-methyltransferase activity; protein binding. Gene Ontology annotation, biological process: dopamine metabolic process; catecholamine catabolic process; developmental process.